Juglans microcarpa x Juglans regia is the source of this 315-nucleotide messenger RNA. RefSeq names its product ubiquitin-fold modifier 1-like. Gene Ontology annotation, biological process: protein K69-linked ufmylation. Gene Ontology annotation, cellular component: cytoplasm; nucleus. The record is from RefSeq and is a predicted model, not a curated record. Lineage: Eukaryota; Viridiplantae; Streptophyta; Magnoliopsida; Fagales; Juglandaceae.
AUGGCGGGCGAGGGUGGUGGAAAGGUGUCCUUCAAAGUGACUCUCACCUCCGAUCCAAAGCUUCCUUUCAAAGUGUUUAGUGUCCCGGAGACAGCACCUUUCACCGCUGUUCUCAAAUUCGCCGCCGAAGAGUUCAAAGUGCCUCCCCAGACCAGCGCUAUCAUCACUAACGAUGGUGUUGGAAUCAAUCCUCAACAAAGUGCAGGCAAUGUCUUCCUGAAACAUGGUUCCGAACUACGCCUCAUACGGAUACCUCGUGAUAGGGUUGGAGCAUGUGGGAUGGAGGAAUUUUACUCUUUCCGUGCAUCAUCCUAG